Molecule: messenger RNA, 3095 nt
Organism: Dunckerocampus dactyliophorus (ringed pipefish)
Lineage: Eukaryota; Metazoa; Chordata; Actinopteri; Syngnathiformes; Syngnathidae
Gene: klf6a
Product: Kruppel-like factor 6a
Exons: 4
Coding region: 223-1083 (286 amino acids)
Biological process (GO): regulation of transcription by RNA polymerase II
Molecular function (GO): DNA-binding transcription factor activity, RNA polymerase II-specific; RNA polymerase II cis-regulatory region sequence-specific DNA binding
Source: RefSeq, a predicted model, not a curated record
GGAAGUUUGCGGAGCCCAGUCGUUGCCCCAUCGAGUCCGGUGCGGUGUUUGCAAAUACCUUGAACGCCAAAGCAGAGACAAGAAGAAGGAGGGGGACGGAAGGAGGCUUGCUUGAAAACAAGCUUCGCUACAGCAGGACACUCUUCGCUCCGUUUCUCUUUGGCUUGUUUUUCUUCCUUCAGAACAUUUUUACGUGCAGCUCAAAUCCACAAGCUCGGGAAAAUGGAUGUUCUACCCAUGUGCAGCAUCUUUCAAGAACUUCAAAUAGUUCACGACACGGGCUAUUUUUCCGCCUUGCCGUCACUGGAGGAGUACUGGCAGCAGACAUGCUUGGAGUUGGAGCGCUAUCUACAGAGCGAGCCUUACGUCUCCACUUCUGAUCUCAAGUUUGACGGCCAGGAGGACCUCUGGAGCAAGUUGAUCUUGGCCUGCGGGGAUAAGGCCAAAGCUGACCCCAAGUUGCCCCCGGUGCCCCACGAGGAGGACAAUCACGACAGCCCGAUUUUUGACACCAACAGUGUGAAUUCGGAUGCCAGCAGCGAAGCGUCAGACAGUUCUGAGGAGCUCUCGCCCACGCACAGCUUUACCUCCAACCCUCUCGGCUCGGCCUUGGUAGGCUCUGGACCAUUUAGCCCGUCCGUCAUCAGCACGCCGCCGUCCUCGCCGGAGGCCAACUCCGAGUCCGGCGGGGUGGUGAGCGGCUGGGUGGGCACGCACGGCGACUUGCACUUGCCAGCCAAAAUCAGGAGCGGCGGCGGCGUGGCAAAGAGUUUGGAAAAGACGGGAAUCACUUGCGGGGACGUUUCUCCAGACGGCAGGAGGAGGAUACACAGGUGUCAGUUCAACGGCUGUCGCAAGGUUUACACGAAGAGCUCCCACCUAAAAGCACACCAGCGCACUCAUACAGGUGAGAAACCGUACAGGUGUUCAUGGGAGGGCUGCGAGUGGCGUUUUGCACGGAGCGACGAGUUGACCAGACACUUCAGGAAGCACACCGGGGCAAAGCCAUUCAAAUGCAGCCACUGUGACAGAUGUUUCUCCAGGUCUGACCAUCUGGCUCUUCACAUGAAGAGGCACAUCUGAAGCGGGGGGAGGACCGACACCAAGCAACGCAACGGAGGGCAAAGGUUUUUUUUUUGGUUGUUUUUUUUUUUUUCCCCAUGGGGAAAACCCGCUGCUCCCGACCUUGGGCUCAUGGUUGAACUUGUCCCAGAGAGCAGAGAUGUGGGAGCGUGUUUCAGCCAAAGCAUGCUGUUUUGCACCAUACUGAAACCCAGUGCCUCCGGGACCCUGAAGGUUGCAACAAGACGACAAAAUCAUCAACAUGAGAAGGACAGAAAAGAAAAAAAAAUCCACAAGGAAGCGAAUGAGUGGUUUUGUUUGUAUGGUGCAUGAUGGGGGGGGGGGUCAGCUGAUACACUGGUACUUUGCAAAAACGGUCUGAGGUGAGCAUGAAUGCACUGUGAAUGUCCGACAGCGGUGGCCCCGCCCCUUGCGGGAGAGGAUGUUUGGUCCAUUCCUCGUGUUCCCCCAGUGGUGGUCUGUCUGGCACCGAGACUUGGGGGUGGCGGGGUCAUCCCAAGCGUCUGAGGCCUCGGGUUGGACCUGAGAAAAUGGCGUCACCCUCCGCUCACCCCCAUGGUCACCGCGUGAGGAGAGUUUGUUUUUUAUUUUUGGUGCAGCUACUAAAUGUGCAAUGUGUCAUGUAGCCUGAUUUCUUAUUUUUUUACGAGCCAGAGAGUUUGUAGUCCACGUGUGUAAGCUGUGUGCUUGGAGCGCUAACACGAUGUAACGCCACGAUCAUGUUGCAUGCUUCUGGGGUUUCUUCUUUUCCUCUUUCCGCUCUAAUCAGGACUGCAAACACUUUCGACAAAAGUGCAGCUAAAAUGGUAAGAAAUGUUACGAUAUUGUACAUAAAGCCUGGAUGAGUCCUUUUUUUAUUUGAAGCAAAUCCUCCUCAUUCUCCUCCAUCCCACCACCGCUUGCUGGUCUCAUUCAUCUUCUGCCUUGGGUGGGGUGCCACUUUUUGGAAUUCUUUUGUACUUUCUAAUAAUGCACUGUUGACCUGAAUGGUGCCUUAUGCAAGUGACUGCCCCGCGGCAGUGGUGGUCUGCCCCCCUGGGGGAUGCUAUUGGUUGUACGGGCGAUUUGACAAGCUGGAUCAAGGCUCAAUUACAAAUGUCUUGUCUUUGUGUUUGUGUUUGGUGGCAGCCAUUUUGCUGUGCGUCUUAAAUGUGGCGUUUUGUUGAGUUGACUUGUGUACAGAAAUCUAAUGCUGUAUGUGUAGAGCACUUAUUACUUUCUUCUUAUUAAAGACGUUAACUACUGUGUAGUAUGUACUCAUGUCCAUCAAACGGCUUCAAAAAGGUACAAAAUGCUCCUCUUUACCACCCCCACCCCCGUCCCUUCAUGCCUGCAAGUGGGACAGAAGAAAGCGUAAAGAUUUCUUGUAAUGAAGGUGUGCAGUUGGACACGUAGCUGGCAGUAAUGAAUGGCUGAAGGCUUUGCUGGCAUGGACUGCUGACUGUGGAGCUUCCAUAUUGACCUGUUCUAGCAAAGCAGCGUUAUGAAAACUAAAAACACAAACAGGAGGGGAGGGGGGCGUACAAGACGAAUGUUGAGAUCAAGGCUAACCGCUUGGGGGUGAUGCGCUAGGGCCCGAGUUCACGCAGCAUGAAAUGAUCCCCGCCACCUUGCCGUGAGGAAUCACAUGUUCCAGCGUAUGGAUUUCAGAUCACACCUGAAACUUUGAUUGGCUGGCAGCCCAUGAAAAUCUUCAUCGUAAUUGAGCCUUGAAAAAGAUGCUUGCUCAUCUUUACCACUCUCCGUCAUCUCUCAUGCUACUUUCCCACUUUCCCAACUCCUGUCACGCACACACACGCACGCACGCACGCACGCACACACACACACACACACACACACACACACACAGCUUUGUGCUCAACAAAAUCUUUGUAUGAAAAUAAAAAGAAAAAAACACUUUUUUAAGAUUAUCUUUAUGCUUUAUGAAUUUUUUAUUUGGAAUUGUUUUGCAAAAUUGUUAUAUUUCUGUAUGAAUGUAUUUUUUAUUGGAAUAAUAAGACCUUGUUAUCUGA